AGACUUUCCAGCAACUGGUUCUCUAUAUCCCAAGUGACUUUGGCCUAUGUAUUGGCCUAAGGCUAAAACUUUAGCCUGCAACUUGCCUGACCCAGUCUAUCCAGGAGAUCCACUUGUGAUCUAUUCUUCAUUCUUCAAUCAAAAUUGUCUUCAAUCUUGACAGGAGAAAGUGUCAUGUCUGGACGUGGCAAAGGUGGGAAAGGGAAGAGCAAGGCCAAGACACGGUCUUCUCGUGCUGAAUUGCAGUUUCCUGUUGGAAGGGUUGAUCGGCUGUUACGGAAGGGUCAAUAUGCUGAUCGUAUUGGUUCAGGAGCACCAGUCUAUCUAGCUGCAGUUCUGGAAUAUCUGACUGCUGAAGUGCUUGAGCUUGCUGGGAAUGCUGCCAAAGAUCAGAAGAAAGCCAGGAUUGGACCUCGACAUUUGCAGCUGGCAAUACGAAAUGAUGAAGAACUGAACUGCCUGCUUCAAGGAGUCACUUUGCCACAAGGAGGGGUGUUACCAAAAAUUCACCCAACUUUGCUUCCAAAGAAAAGCAUCUCAAGCAUUGACAGCUCUACUAUCCCCAACAAUCGUAGGUGUGAGAUCACAUCCUUACCUGACCACGACGAGGCAAGCCCUGGGCCAAGGGGUGCAGGGGAUCGCAAAUGUCCAACUCGGAAUCCAACAAGGCCUAGUCGGCCCGCCAUCGUCCUACGAGUA
This is a messenger RNA of Darwinula stevensoni, 699 nucleotides long. The record is from the annotation of a GenBank genome assembly. Lineage: Eukaryota; Metazoa; Arthropoda; Ostracoda; Podocopida; Darwinulidae.